Rotaria sp. Silwood1 is the source of this 1038-nucleotide messenger RNA. Lineage: Eukaryota; Metazoa; Rotifera; Eurotatoria; Philodinida; Philodinidae. The record is from the annotation of a GenBank genome assembly.
AUGCAAAUAGCUGAACAAGAAACUUUAAGAAAACCAGUUGUUCCAAAAGAAACAAAACCAAUGCAAAAAUUAAUACCAAAAGCAUCGACAGUUUCAACACCGAGAUCAAUAAAACAAUAUUAUCAAAAUUAUUUUAGAAUUGAUUAUACAAUUCUUGAAACUGUAUGUAAACCAAAUUCUAUGUUUAAUACAACGGCAACUAUUCAAUCCCUUGAAUAUUUGACAAAUAAAAAGUUUAAUACGAUUACUCGAAAUGUAACUAUGAAUAUUAUUUCAAUUAAUGUAAUAAUUACGAAAAUUAAUAAAACUCAACAAAAUUCUUCACCUAAAUUCAAAAAAAUCGUUUGUAAUUAUGAUCUUGAAUUGUAUAUUGGUUUUGAUUUUCCUUCAUAUUGUAAUGCUGCUUGUCAAUCAGAAGAAAUUCAACAUUUAACCUCACGUUCUCGACCAUUUGGUAAUCCAGUAGAUUCUUCAUUUACAUUUACUUUAUUUUCAUCAAAGCCAUUUAGAACAAUAGCUAAUUUCAACAUUCAACAAGUGUUAAUUUAUCGAAGUUCAAUUUAUUUCAAUAAAAAAGUUUAUAUUGGUUCAUUUAAUGAAACUCGUUAUUUAUCAGCAUUAAUACUUGAUUCAUCUGCUUCUCAAACAUCGAUAACAAUGUCACAAACAAAUCGAAGUUUAUUUUUAAUUACAAAUCCUUUAGAUCAAAACUCAUUUGAAAAUGAUUGUUCAACUGUUUUUAUAUCAAUUUCAACAGUACCAGGAUGUGAUACAUAUAUGCGUCAUGAAAAUAGACGAAUUAAAUUAGGAAAAAAUGAUCAAUCAAUUUUAUUUAAACAAGAUGCAACAUUUAAAUUAUUAACAAGUAAAAUAAAAAAAGAUAUAGUGGUAUUUCAAUCAAUAAAUAUUCCUGAAUCAUAUAUAUCUAUUGAUACAGACACGAACAUAGCUUUAAUGUUAACACAACUUGAAAAAUCUCCAUCCAAUAUUGAUUCUUUAGAUAAAAGAUUUUUAUUUAAAUUAAAUUUUAAUGAAUAG